Phycodurus eques (leafy seadragon) is the source of this 2602-nucleotide messenger RNA. It is a transcript of the gene tmem255a, whose product is annotated as transmembrane protein 255A. The transcript is spliced from 10 exons. The coding region runs from base 212 to 1249 and encodes 345 amino acids. The record is from RefSeq and is a predicted model, not a curated record. Lineage: Eukaryota; Metazoa; Chordata; Actinopteri; Syngnathiformes; Syngnathidae.
CACACGGCGAGGACGGCGACCGACAGACGCCGGGAUGUGAGCGACUCGAGCGGGGGCGGAGGCAGCUGCAGCGUUCCACGAGCAGAGGCGACGUCCUUUCAAUGACUACGGACAGCAGACUCGUAGAUUUACAGCGAAUAACAUCGAGGCGUCACGCUCGGCUCGUUGGGUUUGAUUUACGGGCGGCGGCAUCCAUCGUCCGCGGUCGAACAUGCCCCCCGCGCCGAGCCUCCAGUCCAGCGGGCUGACGCUCUCCGAGAUCAGCAUCGGUUCUUUUAAGAGAAGGAAGAGGAAAUCCAUCAUCGUUACGGUGAUGCUGCUCAUCGUGUCCUUGCUCAUCCUCAUCUUCGGCCUGGCAGCGACGACCAGAACGCAAAACAUCACAGUGGGCGGCUACUACCCAGGACUCAUUCUGGGCUUUGGCUCUUUCCUGGGAAUCAUCGGCUCCCAUUUGAUAGAGAACAAGAGGCAGAUGUUAGUGGCUUCUAUUGUCUUCAUCAGCUUUGGAGUGGUGGCUGCAUUCUGCUGUGCUAUUGUAGAUGGAGUUUUUGCUGCCAGGCACAUUGAUCUGAGGCCUCUGUAUGCUGGACGGUGUGACUACCACUCCAGCGAGACUGCAUCUGAACGUGACGUGCCCUGCCAGACAUUGUCUCGCACAUCCUGCAACCUGCGUGUGAGAAGCAACACGUGUUACUGCUGCGACCUGUACAUCUGUGGCAAAGAGCAUCCUCUAAUGGGACUUCACAAUAGAGAUGGUUUGAAAAAGUUUAAGAAACCAUCCAUGAUUUGGAACCGUGUGGAGGUGGUGGGCGGCUACCACGAGUACACAGACGUGAAGAGCUGCCAAGACGUGGUGCACCUCUACCACCUGCUCUGGUCGGCCACCAUCCUCAACAUAGUGGCUCUCUUCCUUGGCAUUAUCACUGCGGCGGUGCUGGGCGGCUUCAAAGACAUGACACCUGCUCAUACAUCAGGAAGUACAUCGGAACCGGAGGCCAUCUCAGCUUCAGUCGCCUCUGAGGCUCCACCACGUGCUAACUCAAAUGUCAACUCCUACCACAAUACCGCCCCCUGCCUGCCGCCUUACACGGCCUACGAUUCACAGGGUUCCUACAUGUUCGCCGAUACCUCCGGUCUGUCAGACGACUCCCAGUCCGGUGCCAGUCACCUGUGGCCCACCAUGGUCCCUCCGCGCUAUUCUCCACCUCACAACCAUCCAGACGACAAGCCGCCACCUUACACCCCCUAAGAGGGCUCAAACAUCGUCUUCGGGUCUUUCCAAAGGACAAAACUGUGGAACCCCAGCAGCAGGGCGACCACUGCUGCUGCUAACUUUUGAGUUGAGAGCAAUUUUAAGGGAGUAAAAGGGUAUUCUGGGUGCUGCUUGCACACUUGGCCUGGAAUGUUCAAGCGAAUCCAGGGAAAGGGAAACCUGUUUACAGUUGUUCUGCCUUAAUGCAGUCUUCCAAUGCCACAGCAUUGUCAUCUUCAUCUUUUCAUAUAGUUUCCACUAAACACAUCCCACUGCCCUCCAUGUUUUUGGGGGAGAUUCUGGACGUGACAAAAAUAGAAGUUACACACCUUUAGUGGUUUAGAGCAGUAGUCUCCAACAUUUUUUUCCGCCAGAGACGGUUUCACGCAACUAUAUUACUAUUUGGGCUGGCAUAACAACAAAUUAUUGAAAACAAAAUUCUACAUUACACUGAAUGUACUUGUAUUUAGUGGGAGCCCUGUGCUUGUUUCUAUUCAACAAAUUGGUCCCAAAGUUGAGUAGUGGGAGACAAUGACAAAUGCAGUGGGUUACUGAGGACCAGUCGACUGCAUAAUUUUGUUUUGAUUGCCAUCAUUGCAGAAAAUAUCGCUUUUCGACAGGAUGUUACAAAUGAAAAUUGUAAGCUCUUGUUUCAUUCAUUUGGCCUUUUCCCCCUUUUUGAAAAAGCUUUCCUGUUUUUUGCUCAUUUUUGCUAGCUUGUGGGCUUUUUUACUACCAUAUCACAUGACUGAGACAAGCGGUUUGACGUGUACGGAGUACAAAUAAAACUUCUUUCAGACUGAUCAAUAAAAUAUGUGCAGCGUGGUAGGCUUACAAAAUGUCCUAUGGACUGGAGUUGUUUCACGUUGUCCCUGUGCUUGGGGAUCCCUGAUUUAGUGUCGCUAUCUUAUUGGAGUUGUAGUACAGGCAGUAGGAAAUGCAGUAUUCUACAGGUAAGUUGUAUUUAAACACAGACUGUGGUCAUUUAUUACCACAUUAAAAAGACUAUAUUAACUUAGCUUGUAAUAAAGUAUAAAGUCUAUGAAAAGAUGGUAUUCCACUCCAAACUAUUUAUUAAUGUAUAUUCUCACUUCAUGCUCCCCAGCAGAAACAAAAGACUCCAAAUGGUACCUCGCUCUAUUUGUAAUUAGCCACAGUUUCACCAGCAGUAGAUGAGAUCAGAUGUGCUGGAAGAGUAAAGGAGAUGAUGAAGAAACAUGCAAAACCUUAGUAAAAAGAGGAUGAGAAUGGGAUAGAGCUCCUUGAAACUUGCCAGAUGUGUUGUUAGAAAAACAGAUUCUCAGGGCUGCUGUGUCCCACUUCUUUUCUGUCCUGGCAUUAAAGUUUGUU